AUGACAAUCACAGAAGAGAAACCAGCGGUUGUAGACCCAAAGGUUGUUGAAGAAGAGGAAGAAAGCAGCGAUGAUGAAAAGGCUGUAAACCCAGAGAAUGGAACAAAUGGAGAGGCUGAAAAGAAAAAGAAGAAGAAAAAGAAGAAAAAGAAAAGUAAAUCUUCAGUUGAAGCUGUUGCUGCUGCUGCCGCUACACUCGCAAGUGGUGAAAUACCAAAGGCUGCUCCUCCACCAGCUGGUUUAGUACAAACAACACCACCAACAGUACCAGUUACAAGAUUUUAUCCAUCUGGAAUCUUCCCAGCUGGUGAAGAAUGUGAAUACAAGAAUGAUAAUUCUUACCGUACUACAAGUGCUGAAGUUAGAGAACAAGAGAAAAUUCGUUUCGAUACUGUCAAUGAAGUUCGUCGUGCUGCUGAAGUACACAGACAAGUUCGUAAAUAUGUACAAGGAAUUGUCAAACCAGGUAUUUCUUUGUUGAGUUUGGUUGAGAGUUUGGAAACUGCUUCAAAGACUCUUAUUGAAGCUAAUGGACUCAAGGCUGGUAUUGCUUUCCCAACUGGUGUUUCAAUUAAUCACAUUGCUGCUCAUUAUUCACCAAACACUGGAGAUAAGACAGUUUUAAAGUAUGAUGAUGUUUUAAAGAUUGAUUUUGGUACUCAUGUCAAUGGACACAUUAUCGAUUGUGCAUUUACAGUAAACUUUAAUCCAAAGUUUGAUCCGCUGAGAUUGGCUGUCAAGGAAGCAACCAACACUGGUAUCAGAGAGGCUGGUAUCGACGUCAGAUUGUGUGAUAUCGGUGCUGCCAUUCAAGAAGUUAUGGAAUCACAAGAAAUUGAAUUGGACGGAAAGGUUUACCCAAUCAAAUCAGUUCGUAAUCUCAAUGGUCACAGCAUUGGUCCAUAUGUCAUUCAUGCUGGUAAAACUGUACCAAUUGUUAAAGGUACUUCUGAAUCUUUCAAGAUGGAAGAAAAUGAAUUUUAUGCAAUUGAAACUUUUGGUAGUACUGGUAAAGGUUUGGUAUAUGAAGAUCUUGAGUGUAGUCAUUACAUGAAGGUUAAUAAUGCACCACAUGCAACCAUUCGUUUGGCUAGAUCCAAGCAACUUUUCCAUCACAUUUCAAAGAAUUACGAUACUCUCUGCUUUGCCAGAAGAUGGCUCGAUCAAUCAGGUGAGGACAAACAUAUUCUUGCCUUAAAGAACCUUUGCGAUCUUGGUUUGGUCGAUGCCUACCCUCCACUCGUCGAUACCAAGGGUUCAUACGUUGCUCAAUACGAACACACCAUUUUACUCCGUCCAACAUGUAAAGAAGUUUUAUCUAGAGGUUCUGAUUACUAA
Molecule: messenger RNA, 1338 nt
Organism: Cavenderia fasciculata
Lineage: Eukaryota; Evosea; Eumycetozoa; Acytosteliales; Cavenderiaceae
Gene: metap2
Product: methionine aminopeptidase 2
Exons: 5
Coding region: 1-1338 (445 amino acids)
Biological process (GO): proteolysis
Molecular function (GO): metalloaminopeptidase activity
Source: RefSeq, a predicted model, not a curated record